CUCAAAAACAGCUUGAGUCCUUGCCUUCUCUCUCUGCAUUAAACUAAAAUUCAUUCAAGUGAAGAAAAAGAAAGCUGGUCAUUUACGCCCAAAAAUGGGGAGAUGAAUUUGGGUAUAAUUAAUGAAGGGCUACAAAGCGAAAAGACGGAUUGGUUCUAAGGUGGUUAUGGAUGUCUACGUUACCACGGAAAAGAGAGGCAUCAAAAAGUUCACACAAAGGCCUGAAAAGGAACAGAAGAAGAGAGAAGAAAAUAAGGCUGAGAGCGUCACGUGCGUGUCACAUGGGUCGAUAUCGGUGAUCGGACGCCGGAGAGUCAUGGAAGACGCGGUGAAGCUGUCGGUCGGAGAGAUACAAGGGUAUGACUUUUUCGCUGUGUAUGAUGGGCACGGUGGGGCCCAAGUGGCUAACGCUUGCCGCGAUAGGAUGCACCAGUUGGUGGUGAAAGAGGUGGAGGAGAGGACGCGUGGAGGGAAGGGACCGGAAUGGGAGAAGGUGAUGGCAGCUUGUUUUGCGAAGAUGGACGAGGAGGUGAGUGGAGAAGAUUAUCAGGGUGGGGCGGAGGAUGUGGAUAUGAAAACGAUGGGGUCCACGGCGGUGGUGGUGUUGGUAGGGAGGGAUGUUGUGGUGGUGGCCAACUGUGGUGACUCAAGAGUUGUUCUAUGUCGUGGCGGCACCGCGGUGGCUUUGUCUAGUGAUCAUAAGCCUGACAGACCUGAUGAAAGGGAAAGAGUGGAAACAGCUGGGGGAACGGUCAUAAACUGGAAUGGAAGUCGUGUCCUGGGAGUUCUUGCCACUUCAAGAUCGAUAGGAGAUCAACAUUUGAAGCCAUAUGUAAUCUCCAAACCAGAGGUCUCUGUUACUGAGCGAACUAAGUCUGACACCUAUCUUUCGUUUCUUUCCUAUCUUUUUCUUUUUUUCUUAGAUGAGGUGUUAGUCUUUUCUUUUCAUUAUGCUUUGAAGUUGUAUCCCUUCGAGCUUGACAGGUUAAUGUAAAGUACGUUCUUCAAUAGCAUAUAGAAAACUAUUGUGGUGCUUUUUGUUUAACGCAACAAUAACAUGUCAUUGAAGAUUCAUUGUUAUAAAUUUAUAAUGCUUCAAUGAUAUUUCAUAGAAAAACAAAGGAAUUUCAAUGAUAUUUUUAUGCUUUUGAUAGUAUCGGAGGCUUUGCUUCCUUUUUCUUUUGUGGGCUGGGUAACAAUGUCUCUGGUCUAUGUUGAGAUCCCAGUAUCUGUACCGCCUACAAACCUUUAUUAACUAGCCUGUCAGCAAUUUCGCUUGGAUACUGCAUUUUAAGUCUCAAUCAACAAUGGAAAAAACUGAAUCUUCAUCUUCUUGGUCAUGAUGAAGACUUGGAUUCCUUUCAUGACAGAAACGAUAAUAUUUACCCUGUCCUGGCAACGGAGGAAAGUUGCAUCAAAUAUGUUUUGUAGCCCACUUUGCUGAAUUAAACUUUGAGCACCCAUAACCAAUAUGCCUUGAAAAACUUGUCGAAAAUCAUUGAGCAUGCUAUGCCCUUUGAAGUAAGCUGCAUUACAAAGAGGUUUCUUAGCACUAAGUACAUGGUGACACUACUUCAAGGUUCAAUCUGACCUAGUGGGAUUGCUCCUGCUUGAAAAGGAAGAAAGGGCGCCAAGGCAGUUUUGUGGUGUUGUUAUGGUCUAAUUUAUCCUGGUGAGAAUGAUCUAUUAUUGAUGAGCAACAAGUGAGGGAACUAAAAACUAAGCCCUCUCGUAUUUGAACUUGAAAUUGGCAAAAUCUUAUGAAGCUCGGGAUAUCUUUGCACCAAAUUUAGAUCAGGCCUUUGCUCGUGCAGUUUGGGCUUCUCUGACUUUGGACCUGAAUAGAAAAUCAUACCCAACACGCUUUUGUGGGCACUUAUUGCCCUAGUAAGUUGACCCUGCUAGUUAUUCCAUGAACCUGUUGGCUGGCUCAAAUGCAUUUUGUUCGGCUAGGAGCUCAAGAAUUGCCGUUUUAGAAGAGUAGACCCCACUUAGUCAAAUCCGGGAAGCUGCUUCAUAUUAUCCAAUUGUACAGCAAAGGUGGAAAUUUCGGUUCUGAACUUUGCCAAUGUAGAACUACUGCGGAAGCAACUGAACACGCUGCAAAAGCACUUUGUCGGAAGCCUUUUAAGGAUUCUGAUCGUAGAGAACUGCCAUGGUGGAGUAAACAAGAGUUGGGAUGUGAUAACAGGAAACUUCCAUGAGAAUGAUAGCAUGUUUAAUACUUAUUAGUUCAUAGGGGAAUAACUCAACUGCCACGGUUGAAUCUUGAACAGGAGAAGAGAGACAAAAACAUUGUUGUGCAAACUGUAUUUAUAUGGAAAAUAUAAAAUUGCUGCAAAGCUUGCAGCAUCACAACGCCAAAAUAUAAAAGGACAUCAGCUGCUAUGAAGUACAAAGAAAAACAGACUCCUUGCAAUCUAUCGAGAAGCCAUUUGUUUACUUCUCAAUUCUCACUCUUUUUCAAUGUCUCUCAAAACUAUCUAUUAGAUAAAACUAAUGAAGCGGGGGGAGAAAGAGGAUGAGCACUGCUUUUUAAUGGUCUCUUCACUCCUUUCUCCUCCCAUCUUCAACGUUAUUAAUCUAAUAUCAGCUAAAACCCUGUAUAGCUGAAAAUCCCCAAACAAA
Theobroma umbraticum is the source of this 2628-nucleotide messenger RNA. RefSeq names its product putative protein phosphatase 2C 8. Gene Ontology annotation, molecular function: protein serine/threonine phosphatase activity; cation binding. Lineage: Eukaryota; Viridiplantae; Streptophyta; Magnoliopsida; Malvales; Malvaceae. The record is from RefSeq and is a predicted model, not a curated record. Gene Ontology annotation, biological process: protein dephosphorylation.